AUGUAGCUCCCUUUCGGUUGGUGUCUGGAAGUGGCCGAAAAUCGAGUGGGCGCGCAGCGCGUCACGUAUUUACCUUCGGACAAGCACUCGCACCGCUCUUCACAGUCGACAAGGGCAUCGGCCACUCUCCAGCCCGCUCAACGUCUUGUGGCCCCAAGGAUGAGCAUGACCGAACUGAUCGCUUCUCCGGCUGGUCCUAUUGAAGGCGUUGAACAAACGCCUGUCUGACAAUGGCGUCAGUCCGGUCACUGGGCCUCCAUGAACCCCCCGCGAUUCCAUUUCUGGUCGCCGAACACCUACUCCCACCAGAACCGUCUACGAAUGAUUAUGUGUGGCAAACAAUACAGGCAGAAGAUGGACCGGAUGGACCUGUUGACGAGGAGGUUGUUUACACAAAGACCUGCGUGGUCUGGUCUCGCUGCGGUGUCUUGAAGAGGGUCUUUAGGCUGGAUGUCGAGAAGGAAGAGAUACGCCAUGUCCUAUUCACACAUUUCCCGACAGAGAAGAUUGGAACAAAUGAACGAAGUUCUCAGGCAUCCGGAAAAGGGCUGUUCCAGAGUUCGAGGACCUCAUCUUCAGAUCGCGAAGCGCAUUCCACCACAAAGAGAAAGAAACAGGAUAUCGAAAUCCCGCGGAUAUCGCUAGACAAGAGAGAGAACAGCCGUGUAAAUGGCGAUGAUAGUAGCGGAAAUGAGCUUUCGCGGGCACUUGUCGUCGUGCUGAAGUCUCAAGCGCAUAUUUUCUUCUUGACUGGCAAUAGUCACGUUGUACCUUUGCCUUUCGAAGUCGAGACAGUAUUUCCUACUCCGCGGGGCCUUCUAUUCCAACGGAAGGGGCCUCAGGGUGGCCCUGUACCGUUUCCAACGGCCCCUCCAAAUUCUUUUAUGUCGGUCAAGACUACAGAGACGAGACUAAGUGCUCAUGAGCUUUCUAUGGGUUCUGCCCGUAAGCAUGCGCGGCCAUCGCAGACCAUCUCGACUCCUCGAGCUUCAACAUGGAAGCAGAAACCCAAAGAGAACACAAGUCUUCCUAGAGUCUUUUCUCUCAUGGAUCCUCACGCUGAGAUGGGACUGGUCGUGGCCAGCUAUUCUCGUUCUGUCUACGGAAGCCACAGAGCAGGCGAUUUCCAUAUGCUGGACUCAGCGGAAGAGAUAAUAUACAUGUCUCAAAAAGACGAGCUCUCUCAUAUCAGCAAUGCAUCCAAUUUCCCACUCAUCCUCGUCGUGACUCUUAACUCCAAUACUGGAAUGUAUACACUAUGGACUGGCCGAUAUAGACAUGAAGAGACCGAUCGACUGCUUCACCAAGGCAAACGAAAAUCUGAAGCUACAGGUACUCGUUCUAAGAGGAGGAGUUCUCAUUUCGGAAUGACUACGGGCACAACAACCCCUGCGGCGCGUCCCUCCGGGGUGAGAGAAAGCUUUGGUAGCAUUAACCUCGGACGCAGUAUUUCGGGAAUGUCCAAUCUGCAGGGUCAUCCGUCAGAAGGAAGAGGAGAUGACAUAGAUGACUUUGCUACACAACUAGGACAAGAAUUUGGAGAUAUCACUGGUCCCUCGAAGACGUCAAGACGCCUCAGCUCAAUGCUUGCGCGAGCAGAUCUUGCAACCAACCAGGACAGAGCUACUUUCUCUGACCUUGCUACCGGGAACCAGAGCUACUCUAAUAACUUUAGUCUUUCUAGACAGUCUCUAGGAGGAUUCAAUCCUCGAGAAAGCAUUGAUUUCAACCCUCGAGCGUCUAUACCACAUGUUGGAGAUUCCGUGCACCACAACGGUGGCCCUCUAGAUUUCCGCGUCAAUAAACUACUGCAGGAACUUAACAAUGGCGGAAGCUUGGACGGCUUUGAAGACAUGGACCUGAGGGAAUCAAACGCCGGUCUGUCGAAAGAAUUGAUGCUUAGUAAAAUCGAAAGCUUUCCCGGCAAUGUUUCCCUAUCCUUUGAUACUGCUACUGAUUCGACCGCAUCGACGAAGCCAAAGAUAUUCACUUUACGCGCGCGCGAUGGCGAGGACACACACAACAGGGAUUCGGCUUCUGUCGCCGUCUGUAUUUCCGAUGCUUCCUCGAAAUCGCUUACCCUGGUUUCUCUGAAAGCCGAGCGGGCUGUCAUCCCAAAGAAGGGGACAUUGAGCGGGUCGAAACCAAAAACUGAAACUGGAAAUACCCCGUAUCAGAACUUCUUUGCUGUUAAAGUAACAGGGAUACAACAUGGCUCUGACAUACUGGGCGCCUGCCGAGUGGUCGAUGGACAAGUGUCUCGAAUCCUGACCUUGGGAGUGACUGCGGAUGGACAGAACCGAUUAGCCCUGCAGUCACCAUGGAGCGUUCCGAUGGAGAUUGAAUUACCAUCCCUGAGCUUGAAUCAACCGCGUGAUAUGUCGCUGUCUAGAGCUGCCCAUAAGUCAGCAGAGCCAGGGGCCAAAAAGUCUUUGAUCGACCUACCGCUAAAGUUGGUCGGGCUGGAUAAUCCGUCCACGAGGGGCAGGUUUGAUGCAGUAGAUUCCCAUGGGAGGAGGCAUAGGCUUCAAGUACGCAUGGAACCGAGGAAUGCUCUGGUGAGAAAAGUCAUUGCAGUAUGCAAGUUCGCUCUGAGAGACUUCGGGAAAGCUGGCGAGGGAAUACUUGUCGGAUGGUGGCAAGUUUUGAAUUGGCUACGGUCUAGGAAUGAUGCUGGCUACGACCUAGAGUGGACAGCGAUGGUGGUCCUUCUGUUUACUAUGGCGGUUGAUUUCAUCGCAAGCAGCGAGACCAAAGCUGAAAAGACUCGGAGAAGGAGAGCACUCCCUCGGUCAAGCAGUGGGAGCUACGUUGACCUUCAAAACUGGGAGGCGAUGUUGGAUCAGGAGGCUGGCCCAUCUGGCUUUGCUCCGUCUUGGAUGAUGAAUCCCUCCUGGAGUUGGAUCACACAGGCAGAAUCCCUUAACGCAUCUGAUGAUCCUCCUCGCCCCAGACGAACAGCAACGACGGAGCAACGAAGCAUUUUCGACAAAUCCCCUCGGUUAUCUCACAAGAAGAAUCCAUAUGUCACUCAAUGUGCUUCUCUGGCCAGAGAAUUUCUCCGCAAUCCUAUCGGUCAAUCUGCUUCUGGUGCAGCAGGCUAUCUUCCUACUGCAUCGUCACAAAGUGAGGCAACACGCCGAACUGCUUUGUGCAGUAUCCUGAUCUGCUUGCAUUUUUUACGAGAAGAGCAGAAGCUUUUUACUUAUGAAAGCGAGUCCUCCUAUAGAAAGAUGGGUAUGUUGGCCCCUGUUUUAGCCCAGAUUGGCCGGUGGCUAGGCUGGGGUUCUUGGACCUGGAAGCAAGACAGCUACUAUGGAAGCGAAAUGGCUAGCAUAGACUGUUGGUCGUUCGAAGAUUCCCAAAUCUCAAAACUGAAUAUUCCACCGGAGCCAUUUCCGCCCCCUUCAGUAUUCUCUUCCAUAGAGAGUAUUUGGCGUGAACAACCAGGCUCGUUCCUCACUCUCCUGGAAGUUGUUUCAGAACAUGAUCGGACGCAAACUGAAGGGAGACUAUGGGAAGAAGCUUUCAGUCUUACUCCAAGGACCCUGGCCCUUCGUGGCUAUCUCUCCGAAGCUCGCUCUUCACCAUCGACAUUAGAAAAAGUCGAACUCUUACUCCGCUGGGGUCUAACACGCAAUGUGAUUGAGACUUUCCCGGAUGGUGUCAGCGCUCCACUCUUCGAAGCAAUCACUCGUUGCCAAGUGAACCCUCCAGCGUCGUGGACAUCUACGCUUCUUGAGCUGAUCGAUAGAGAUGACCUUUACAUCUCGAUGAAUAAUAACCGCUCUGUUGUCUCGGUUUCAAGACCCCAACCUGUUCUAGCGCACGAUGCAGUGCGCGAUUUCCAUCACAUAGGUUCAUCCGCCCUGGAUAUUGAUGCGAUAAACUCAUUCGAGGCGUCCGCAGAGGCCGAUAAAUCGUCUAUUACUAAGCUCAUCUUCAAUGAAGACAGACGUUUUGUGGAGGCAGCGAAGCUUCUGAACCAGUCCAAAGCACCCGUGGCCGAAUGUUUACCAGAGCCAGAAUGGUCUGAUUCUGACUUAUUAGAGGCGCAGAAGGAGCUUGUGCAACUUGUGACCCUCAGGACCCUUUCCAUACCUGCAGGGCGUUCCAUGUUCAUGUUCAGUAGUCGAUCACCCCUUCUGACCGAGAAACUUCCUAUCCCUUCUUUCUCGUUGCAAUGUGUGAUGAAACCUUCAAAUGUGACCAUUAGUGCCGACAGAGCUUCAUUUAGCGAGGAGAAGGUGUGCUGGGCCUUUUUCCAUAAUGGUGUCUCGACAGGCCUUGCCAUCUCAAAGUCUUCCAAGGGCAUUGACACGUCAUGGAUACUUUUCAACAAACCUCAAGAGCUAACAAAUAGACACGCCGGAUUCUUAUUUGCCCUUGGCUUGAAUGGGCACCUGAAAACUCUGGCAAAAUGGGUCGCAUUCAAAUAUCUGACACCGAAACACACAAUGACAUCAAUUGGUCUUCUUCUCGGUCUUUCCGCGUCCUAUCUCGGUACAAUGGAUACUCUCAUCACAAGGCUACUGUCUGUGCAUGUCACUAGGAUGCUUCCUCCUGGUGCUGCGGAACUGAAUCUGUCGCCCCUGACACAAACCGCUGGAAUAAUGGGCAUAGGCCUUCUCUAUUGCAAUUCUCAGCACAGGAGAAUGAGUGAGGUUAUGCUGUCAGAACUCGAAAAUGUGUCCCGCGAGGAAAGCACAAUCUCUCAAGAAGACUUAAGGGACGAAGGUUAUCGUCUAGCAGCUGGUUUUGCCCUGGGUUUUAUCAAUCUCGGUAAGGGUAAAGACCUGAGGGGUCUACGAGAUAUGAACGUCGUUGAGAGGUUGCUGGCAAUCGCCGUUGGUACGAAGAAUGUUGAUCUUGUUCACAUUCUUGACAGAGCUACUGCGGGAGCUACCAUUGCUCUCAUGAUCAUUUUCAUGAAGACAAAUGACAAGGCGCUCGCUCAGAAGAUAGAUAUUCCCGACACAACUACGCAGUUUGAUUACGUCCGGCCUGACAUAUUUCUUCUCCGAACUGUGGCCAGGCAUUUAAUUAUGUGGGAUAAUAUCCGCGCUUCUCAUGAAUGGCUCCUUGAGAGUCUUCCGCAGAUCUACCGGCGACGGAAUCGACUCGCGAGUAUUCGUCGUCUAAGCAGUGAUGAUAUGCCGUUCUUUAACAUCAUUGCUGGACUCUGCUUCACGAUCGGUUUGCGUUAUGCAGGCUCAGCUCUGCCUCAGGCGAGAGAUCUUCUGAUCUCGUAUCUUGACCAAUUUAUGAGGAUAUGCAGACUUCCCGCUGUUAACUAUGACGGAAAGCUAGCACGAAAUUCAGUUCGUAACUGUCAGGAUAUCGUUGCACUUUCCGUGGCUGCAGUCAUGGCUGGAACGGGGGAUCUGGCCGUAUUCAGGCGACUCCGUUCUCUUCAUGGUCUUGUCGACCCUGAUACCCCCUACGGAAGCCAUAUGGCGGCUCAUAUGGCUAUUGGCAUGCUGUUCUUAGCCGGAGGAACCUACACCCUGGGAACAUCUGAUCUUGCAAUUGCAUCUUUACUGUGUGCCUUCUACCCAAUCUUCCCCACAACUGUGCUCGAUAACAAAUGCCACCUUCAAGCAUUCCGUCACAUGUGGGUUCUAGCCACAGAAUCUCGCUGUCUCGUUCCAAGAGAUCUCGACAUGGGACGUCCUGUAUCAACGCCUAUCUCAUUGACCAUGAAGAGUGGCUUGACGAGAACACUGACCGCCCCAUGCCUUCUUCCUGACUUGAAGGAGAUCACCGUUAUCAAACUACAGAGCCCCAACCACUGGCCUAUCGUACUAGAUCUCGAACGCAACAGUGGGCUUCGUGAGAAGUUUUACCAAGGUGACCAGUCCGUGUACCUAAGAAGAAGAACAUCGUUUAAUCUAUCCGGGUCCUCCGUCUUCGCUUCCACACUACUGGGCCUCAGCGAAAUGCAAGAUAUUUUACCCUCAACUACAGCAGCAGGUGGCAUCAAGGGAGCGAUCACACAGGGCACUACCGCUUCGCCUAGUACGAGCAUCGUGCGGCCAUCAUCCAGAGACUUGUGGGAUUGGAUAUUCUCUCUCCCCUCGCUGCGAGAAUUGGGCUUGGAGGAACGAGCCCUCGUUAUGCAUUCUCUCCCAUUCCAGUCUCGCUCUCAAUACGCCAGAGACGGAAGAACAGUCUCUUCUCCGCCCUGGCUGCGCCCUUCCGCUGUCGACACCAAGCUCACCCUUCAGAACACAGUCAAGAGCAUUAUCCGAACAGCCUCCGGCACCAGCUGGUCGUCGGAUGAAAUCAAAGAUCGUCUCUGGCAAUUACGACUUCUCUUCUCUUGGGUGGAUUACUGUGAGCGUCACGAAGGACAAGACAAUAACGAUGAAGAUCCCGCGACUAGAAAUGGGCUCUGGCUGCGGAAGGACAUUAUUGAAGAUGCAAGAUGGAAGAUUUGGGGCGUCCAGUUCAGUGAGGGUGCUGGUAAAGCGGAGUGAGUGAGCGGCAUUAUUUAUUGUCAUGGAGAAUAUAUAUUCUCCAGGGUAUUUUCAGUUCUUCAUGAAAUUUGAAAAGUUGUACUGUAUUUAUACCUAAUAAUUCGGUUACGUGAUACGUGUAUAGAAUUAGAUGAAAACGGGGGGUAUGAUGAAGUAAAAUGAAACUUGAGAUGAUGAUUACGGAGUGAAAGUUAAGGUGUGGACGGAAUGUUCAGACAGAAUUCGGGAAUUGGGAGAUCAAAAAAUACUACGUAAGCAGGAAUCAAUUACAUAGAAGGGGCAUGGUAAAAAAAA
Molecule: messenger RNA, 6773 nt
Organism: Paecilomyces variotii
Lineage: Eukaryota; Fungi; Ascomycota; Eurotiomycetes; Eurotiales; Thermoascaceae
Product: putative 20S cyclosome subunit
Exons: 1
Coding region: 231-6479 (2082 amino acids)
Biological process (GO): metaphase/anaphase transition of mitotic cell cycle; anaphase-promoting complex-dependent catabolic process; protein K11-linked ubiquitination
Cellular component (GO): anaphase-promoting complex
Molecular function (GO): molecular adaptor activity
Source: RefSeq, a predicted model, not a curated record